AUGGCGCGUCUUAAAGUUGCGUCCUUCCUGUUGGUCGCCACCAUGCUGUCGAUCGUCGUGUCUGGAGCCCAGACGGGGUUACUUGGCAACAUCUUGACUACUGUGGGGACGGUGACAUCGAACACGGUAUCUUCACUGGUGGAAACCGUGGGAAACCUCCCGUUCGACCAGAACAAGUGCAUCAUUGUAAUGAAGGAAAAUCCCAAGCCGAUCCUGGAUGUCGUCGCCAAUAACAGCACCGCAAUUUGGACGGAAGAUCAGCGAGUCCAGAACAUUCAGAACAUCGUCGAUGCGCUCAAGCAGCACGCAGCGCAAAGUCAAAGCUCUGUGACGAAUCUACUUCAGGCGGCGGGAGUUCAGUUCACAAGCAAUUGGAUCACCAACACGAUCGUAGUGUUGGACUGCCCGCUUAAUCUUAUUGAGCAAAUCCUCGCUUUGGUUUCGGUGAAGAAAGUUAUCUACGACCUCAUCAUAACUCUGGAUCCUCCUCAGCCCACGGCCGACUCGCCAAGUAACACUGCCACUGCUGGGUGGGGUGCUACGAAGAUCAAGGCGACGGAUGUCUGGGCUACCAGCAAUACCGGUCAGGGUAUCGUUGUCGGGACGAUCGAUACCGGUGUGCGCGCAACUCACGAGACUCUGGUGAACAACUGGAUCGGUUCGUACGGAUGGUACGACCCGGCUCAAAAGACAGCGACCCCUUUUGACGCCAAUGGCCACGGAACGCACACGAUGGCUACAAUCGUCGGUGGGAAGGGCGUAGGCAUCGCUCCAGGUGCCAAAUGGAUGUCAUGCAAGGCCUGUAGCUCGUCUUGUUCACUGUCACUGAUGAACCAGUGCGCGCAGUUCAUGUUAUGUCCGACUGACACGAACGGCAACAACUGUAACCCUGCCAAAGCCCCACACAUUGUAAGCAACAGUUGGGGAACCGGCCAAGGCAUGACGUACUUCCAGCCGAUGAUUGAUGCGUGGAGCGCUGCUCGCAUCAUUCCGAUCUUCUCGGCCGGCAAUUCCGGUGCAAACGGAUGCAGUUCGGUGGUUUCUCCGGGUGACUCGGCCAAGGUUUUCUCUGUUGGAGCUACUGAUACGAGCGACGCCUUGGGCUCCUUCAGUAGCAUUGGCCCUGCCGUGAAUGGCCUUGUCAAACCCGACUUCAUUGCCCCCGGAGUGAGCGUCCGCUCUGCUUGGAAUGGCAACAGCGCAGACUACAUGUCACUCUCGGGAACGAGCAUGGCUGCCCCUCAUCUCGCUGGUACAAUUGCACUAGCUUUGAGUGCACGUCCUGGCUUCUGCUUCGACACCAUGAAGGAAGUUCUCAUGAGCUCGACGGAUCGCUCGCUGCCGAGUACUCCACUCACGUGCGGCGGGAUCUCAGAUACGAUCUUCCCAAACAACGAAGCUGGAACCUCAUUGCCCAGUACCGGAGAAGCCGACAUGCCCAUGCUCAUCUUCUUCAUGACAACCACGAAGUUGAUCGCACUUAGAGCACCCAACGUGAAGAACAUGUUCUCGACGUUCAAGUUAUCGAGCGGUAGUGACCUGGAGAAUAUGAUAGUGAAGACCGAAGUCAGGAUAGAACCCAUUGAGCUCAUGAACAGGAUCACCGCUUGA
This is a messenger RNA of Phytophthora infestans T30-4, 1611 nucleotides long. RefSeq names its product serine protease family S08A, putative. Gene Ontology annotation, molecular function: serine-type endopeptidase activity. The transcript has 2 exons. Gene Ontology annotation, biological process: proteolysis. Bases 1 to 1611 code for a protein of 536 amino acids. The record is from RefSeq and is a predicted model, not a curated record. Lineage: Eukaryota; Oomycota; Peronosporomycetes; Peronosporales; Peronosporaceae.